Molecule: messenger RNA, 1183 nt
Organism: Megalobrama amblycephala (Wuchang bream)
Lineage: Eukaryota; Metazoa; Chordata; Actinopteri; Cypriniformes; Xenocyprididae
Product: phospholipase B1, membrane-associated-like
Exons: 8
Coding region: 622-1167 (181 amino acids)
Biological process (GO): phospholipid metabolic process
Cellular component (GO): brush border membrane
Molecular function (GO): phosphatidylcholine lysophospholipase A1 activity; A2-type glycerophospholipase activity; retinyl-palmitate esterase activity
Source: RefSeq, a predicted model, not a curated record
CCCAGGCCCCAGUGCUACACAGUUUCUAGUAAAGCUCUCUGAAGUUGUGAAUGGUCACCAGUCCCCUGGCAGUUGCAUGUGCAUCUGGAUCAUGCUUUAUGUCGGUGGGCCUGAACUUCGUCACUCAGCUGUUUUGGGUGGGGGAGAUAAAGGGGCACUGAUAUAAUGGCCCCGUUCUCUCUGCACGCACAUCCAUUGUGCUAACCAGCUUGGAAACGCUCCACCAUGGAGUGGCUUUUCAUUGCCGUGGCAACCUGCUUGCUAGCCCUGUUCCCUGUCAAAGGUAAGUGCUAGAAGCAUCCAGAGCUGGGAAGAUAAGCUGGAGCGCAGGGCCCACGAUACAUGUGCGAGAUUGACCUGGGACGCCAGGACUCCAAAUUGGUGGAGCGAGAUGUUUAUGCGAUCCUGUGUUGAAGGGCUUUGUGCUGUACCAAUGGAGGCUGGUCUGUAUCAUAUUUUAACUUUUGUUAAGGCUCGAGUACUCACAGAUCAAAAUAUUUAUCUCAAGGUGAUGAGUGGAGGCUGGAGUAUGAGGAAGGACUCAGUCACUACAGCGAGGAAGCGCUUAGAAAGGAGUUUCCUGAGAAGACCAGGCCAAUCAGUUUCAAACAUCCACCGUUCAUGUGUCCUGACAUGAACCCCUCCUCUACUGUGCCAACCUCAGUUGAGCUGGUGAGGGCAGCAGAUAUUAAAGUGAUCGCUGCUCUUGGGGAUUCAUUGACAACAGCCAUUGGUGCAAAUGCAACCACAGUUCUUGGCAUACCUAUUGAAUUUCGUCACGUGUCAUGGAGCAUUGGCGGCUAUGGAUCCUUUCAAGAUGUCAUUACACUGGCAAACAUUAUUCGACUCUUCAACCCCUAUUUAGUGGGACCUGCCCCAACCAAGACAGUCCAUGGGACCCCAGCUCCCCUCAGUGAGACAGGAUUUAACCUGGCUGUAACCGGACACAACACCUUUAAUCUUCCUGAACAAGUCAGACAUUUGAUUGAUACAUUGAAAACAUAUGAGGAUAUUGACUUUGAUGAAGACUGGAAACUGUUGACCAUUCUAAUUGGGAUGAAUGACAUCUGUGAUUACUGCAAAGACAAGGCAUUGCUUACAAAGCUGUUUCUUUGGCAAACUACAGACAGAAGAUUCUUCUACAGUAUUGACAGAUUUUGUUCAUAAUGUCAAAGCGGGAACU